Molecule: messenger RNA, 2798 nt
Organism: Oreochromis aureus
Lineage: Eukaryota; Metazoa; Chordata; Actinopteri; Cichliformes; Cichlidae
Gene: sting1
Product: stimulator of interferon response cGAMP interactor 1
Exons: 8
Coding region: 307-1518 (403 amino acids)
Biological process (GO): positive regulation of macroautophagy; autophagosome assembly; reticulophagy
Cellular component (GO): autophagosome; endoplasmic reticulum membrane
Molecular function (GO): cyclic-di-GMP binding; 2',3'-cyclic GMP-AMP binding
Source: RefSeq, a predicted model, not a curated record
UUUUAUGGACUAAAUAGGGGUUAAUGUUUACUAAAAUCACUUCAAAUAAAUGCCUGUGGAACAGAUGAAGAUCUUUGGUCAGGUGGCAGCAGCGGUCUGAGUCUCAUAGCAGACGUAUCCCGACACAUUCAGUUCAAGCUCAAGUUACCGCUCCCUCUCUCUCUCUCAUGUAUACGUGAGAAUAUUUACGUCAAAUGAAAACUGAAACUGUUAUACCAUGAGGGGUGGAGACAGGGGGAGAGAAGAGGCAGUAAUAGAGCAGACAGAGGAAAUCUCUCCAGUCUGGAUCACAGCAGGCACAUCAAGAUGCAGUGCCCUAGAGAACAGGAUGCUCUAAUCCCUCAGCCCCGUGGGAAUUUACCUAAGCUCUGUGCUGCGGUGCCAGUUGCCGUAACUAUAGGAUACAUGCUUUUAUUCUCUCCUGAGAAGUUGCUUGGCUGGAUUGCCAUAGCAGUACUCAUGCUGACUGUUGGCCCUUUGCUACAUGGGCUCUGUCUGCUGGCAGAGGAGCUGAUAUAUCAUUCAAACACGAGAUAUCGAGGACAAGGGAUGCUGAGCCACAUGCUCCCUGCCUGUGGUUUGGGGGGCAAGACCCUGCUCGCUGCUGGUGUGGCAAGCCUAAUGCUGUACCUGGCUGGACAUCAUCUACCACACAAAGGCAACACCUGGGAACUCCUUGUCCUUGUGUUUGUCCUUUACCCACUGUUGAAAGUCUCUGGAGUUCUGGGUCCGUCGGAGGUGGAGGUGUCAGACAUCUGCGAGGGGAGGAAGAAGAACGUAGCCCACGGCCUGGCCUGGUCCUUCUACCUGGGAUACCUGCGACUGGUCCUGCCACAUUUGGAGCAGUCCAUCGCAGCGUUUCGUGCCACACACCAGUUAAACAACACCAGUUGGGGUCGUGGCUCCAGGAAGCUCCUCAUCCUCAUCCCUCUCAAUGCCAACAUUUCCCAUAAGCUGGAGGACGAGGAUGAAAACAUCCAAUUCUAUGACAACCUACCAAACAACGAGAUUGACAGGGCGGGAGUCCGGGGGCGGGUCUACAAGCACAGUGUGUACCGCAUAAUGGAUGAGAAUAGGAAGGUCCAUGAGUGUGUGGUGGAGUAUGCGACGCCUCUGCUGACGCUGUACAACAUGUCCCAGGAGAGCAGCGCUGGUUUUGGGGAGCCUGAGCGCAGACAGCAGGUUCUGCUCUUCUUCAGGACCCUGCAGGACAUCCUGGAGCAUUCGCUGGAGUGUCGCAACCGCUACAAACUCAUCCUGCUCAAUGAUGAGCAGGAUGACCCUCACUUCCUGUCCAAGGCCAUCCUCAGACACUUGGAGCAGCAGGAGAGAGAGGAGUUCUGUCUUACACCAAAUCCUCAAGAAGAGAGGCCACACCCAUUUGUGGGCAAUGCAGAUACUAAUAAUGCUGAUGCUGAUGUGAUGAGCAGAGACCCAACGCUCAUGAUCAGCCUGGAGCAACCUCAGCCUCUGAGGGGCCCCAUGGAGGACACUUACCACGUCAGCAAACAAAGAUGAAGACAGGCUCUAUGGAGGACCAGAAGAGCCAUGUGCAUCAAAAUAAAGAAUUUCAUGCUUCAAUAAUAAAUUUAUCCAAUUGAAUAUGCAUUUUUAAAUUCAUUUUUAUUCAUUGAAACAUUACUAAAAUAAUUUAUUAUUCAAUGAUUUAAUUAAAAAUAAAAACACUAUUUAUAAAUAAUUAUUUCAAAAUCCCAAAUUUAAUCUAUUUGCUAAUAAAAUAGCGAAUUCACGAGCUAACAGGAACGGGAAAAAUGCAGGGAGCAAAUGGAUUGGAAAAUGUCAGAAAUAAAUGUCUUAUUUAAAUUAUAUUUAAAAAAUUUGUAGAGAUUUUGAAAAUCUGUUUUUUAAUUUGGCAUUUGAAAAUGGUUUUUGAAAUGAGGUUUUUACUGGGAGAUUUUAUUAAUUAUUUAUUAAAGGAUUCAUUUUGAAAUACUGAUUUUUAUUUUAAAUGAAAUUAUUACAUCAUAAAUUACUUUAGUAAUGUUUAAAUAAAUAAAAACAAUUCUAAAAUGAAUUCCUAAAUGGAUUUCCUAAUGCAUAUUUUAUUGCACAUUCAUUACUGAAGCACAAAAUUCUUUAUUUCUUCGGGUCCUCCGUAAGGCUCCGCCUCCGUCACUGUGUGCCAACUCUGCAACAUGAUCAUUUGGUACAUUCCUACAGCGUAUAUCUUUAAAAUAGUGGAUUCAAUUUAUAGCUUUUUGGAGUUUCUUAUAUAGAUUUUUUUUUACAUUUUGUUUUGAAAGUACCUUUUGUGCAUUCAUAUUAUAGAAUAAUUAAAAUUCUCCAAGAAUUGGCACCAGCCUGUUGCGUGGCUAUCACACAGAGACAGACAACCAAUCACACUCAGGGGCUAAUUUGGACUCACCAGUCAAAGUGUCGUCUGUGGACUGUGGGAGGAGAGAGGGAGAACGUGCAAACCCGCACACAAAUCUUGCUGUGGAGCGACAGCGCUAACCUCCACCACCGUGCCACCCAAUGCAAAGACAAAUGGUGAUUAAAUGAUCAUUCAAAAUAAACCAGUCUGGCAUGAUUCAUUUAUUCCAGCUGUUAAAACUGUUAAUUAAAAUGUAUAAUUAGUAAUAAUUUGAAACAUGUUGAGAUAAUUAAAACAAUUAGCAUGUUCUCAAAUGUCAGACACUGAUAGUUAAUUAACUGUGAAUGAACACUGUUAAACAAUGAAUGUAAUAAUAAUCAAUGUACUACUAUUUACGGUUUUUAAUAAAGGUUUUUGUAAAGGUGCAAAUUAUGUCUGUAAAAUAAUAAAUCUGUAAACUUUA